AAAGGGGGAUUUUUCGUUUAAAUCAAGGUCAAGUUAACCUUUACUGUAAACUAUUUCUCCAUUGUCGGCUUUAAGAGAGGUUGGAAAACGUGACCGAGAUCCAACGAGUUUGUAUGAGUAACUUAUACUGUCGCAUUCGGUACAGGAGGUAAUUUAACCUCUGACCAGGUUGUCCAAAGACGGCAUGUAGCAAUAGAACAAGGCGCUGGACAUUUUACGUUUGUGAAGUAUUUCGACAAAUUAAGACACAUUCUUUAGACUGUCUAGAAUGGGUUUCUGGAAAAUAUGCGGUCUUAUUCCAAUUCUGCUUUUGUAUGAUGGGCAUGCAAAGUGCAUCAUCACUAGAUCAUCGGACAUAUGCGGUUUGACUGGUGACGUGUACAAUUGUCAAUAUCAGCAAUUGAAAUCUGUACCAAGAGACAUUGUUUCAAAUAUCACAGCCAUUGAUCUUUCUCACAACGAUAUACUGAAUCUGAAGGAUGGCGACUUCAACGGAAUGCAUAAUCUGAAAGCCAUAUAUCUUAAUCGGAACAGGAUAAAUCACAUCAAAAAGAACGUAUUUCAACAUCUGCCUAAUUUGUGCAUCCUAGAUCUAAGCUCAAACCAACUUCGCAAAGGAUCCAUAGAAAAGGGAACGUUUCAAGAUUUGAAUUCUCUUCAGGAACUCAGAAUUAAUCGUAACCCAUUUCAAAGUGGAGGAUUUCUUGACGAAGAAAUAGAACAGCUUCCAUCACUGAGGAACUUAUCAAUGAGCGUUACUACAGAUACCUUGUAUUUUUCUUCAAAAUUUCGAACAUUAAAAAAUCUUAAAAAGUUGGAAAUUGAUUCUUAUGUCGAUUUUCAGUUAAAUAAUAAAUCCUUCGAAAAUCUCGUUGAAAUCAAUAUAGAAUAUGUACAUUUCAUCUUUAGUUACUCUUGUUCAUGCAAAAAUAUCGACGAAGAUUUGUUUUGGGCAUUUCCUAACUUAAAAGGCCUGCGCCUUCAAACGUUGUGUGGCAUGCGAUACGCACUGAAGUCCCUGAUGCGAUUCCAGUUUAAGAAAUUGAACUAUGUAAACUUUUCUCGUUCAUUCCCAUACUAUGGAGACAUGAUUGGUAUGAAUGAAAAUGAUGUGAAGUACCUGAGAAACGUCUGUGUUAAAACUGUUAGUUUGAAGAACACAAAUAGUAUUAACAUACCUACAAUGAAAUCCUCCAUAUUUAUGAAAUGCAUUGAACAUAUAGACUUGUCAUUCAAUACGCUUAAAAAUUCCAAUUUUGUAGGUGCAAUUUUAGAAGCAGUGAGAGUCAAAGUUAUAAAUUUCAGUCACCAGAGUUACUGUGGUUCAUAUUCAUCUCCCAGUGAAAACAGCAAACUAACGAUACAGCAAAUUCCAUUCAAUCUCACACUAUCUACUUCAUUGGAAGAUUUAGACUUCUCCAAUACGCACAUUGAUCCCGGCACAAGGAAGUUAAAAAUUCAAGUGUACGGAAUUAACCUGAAAUGCCUCAAUUUAGGACAUACAAGUUUUCCCCUUUGUAGGAUGGACAACUUGAAACUUGUAUUACCUCGACUGUGGUUUUUUGAUCUCUCUGGUGUACAAUGUAAAGAUUUAAAUGUAGCAUUUCUGAAAGAUUUGCGUUCUUUGUCGGAACUCUACCUGAGUGAUGUAAAUCUUGAUUCCGGUCUAACACGAGAUGUGAAGGCUGAGUUUCUUAAUGGCCUUACCAGACUGAAAGUGAUCGAUUUCUCAAAGAACGCCUUAAAAGAUUUACAUCCGAACCUUUUUCAAAGUCAGUCAUUCUCUUUGGAAACGUUAUUACUAAAUGGCAAUCUAUUCACUACAGUUCCAAAUGCUCUUCGUGUUGUUACAUCAUUACGAAUUCUUCUACUGAAAUUCAAUAAAAUAUCAUCCUUUUCGACCGAUUCUAUCAUUACCUUAAAUCAUUUAAAAAGCGUUCAGAUAGAUGUUAGAGGUAACCCCUUUGAUUGUUUCUGUAAUGCUAUUGAUUCGUUGCGCUGGAUGUCUGAUCAUCGAGAACUAUUUCUCCAUUUGAACGAGACCUACUGUAUUGAGGAACCAACCAAAUCGUUGUUUUCUGUCAUUAAUGAUAUGCGUUCCCUAGAACUACGAUGCAUUUCAAGGCAGUGGAUGCAAAUAUCGAUUUCUGCUCUGUCGUUCACAUUUCUGUUUCUUGUAACAUUUACAAUUUUAUACCGCUACAGAAUCUUCCUGCGUUAUGGAAUGUUGAGAAUCCGAUUAUUUUGGAGGAAAAGCUUUUCGAUAAUCACUACAUCCGACAUACCUGUGUAUGACGCAUAUAUUUCGUAUUCAUCCAGUGAUUUUCUUUGGGUGUGCUCAAAACUUUACCCAGCAUUAACUGGACAAAAUCUUCGAAUCACACUGCAAGAUAAAGAUUUUAACCCAGGUAGUCCCUAUGCAGAAGAAGUAGUUAAAUUUGUUAGCAUGAGCAAAUAUGUGAUAUUCGUAAUAACACGGGGUUUUAUCAAAUCUGAAUGGGGAUCCUAUGAAAUUCAGAUCGCAAAAAUACAUGCAAUUCACACUAAGGCGAAACUUGUUCUGAUCAUUAAGGAUGGAAUCCAAAUUGAAGACCUUCCAAAAGACAUCUUGUUUAUUUGGUGGAAAAUCACACCAUUGGUGUUUAAUGAAAAUGGAACCGAAGAGAAACAAGCAAAAAUUUUCAAACGGUUAUUCACUAUUAUUAAGAAUUAAUCAAAUGGAAUAACACAUACUUCCGUGUUCUUUGUGGUGUACUGUACUUAUCAUACAAGAACCCGUUUUAUUUGUGGAUAUAGAAUACACUCAUUUUAACGCAAUACGUUUCAGGACAAAUACGAGAAACAAAAUAUUGAUUGCAUUAAAAAAUACAUGUAUGAAAGCUGCACGACAAUUUUUAUUUUUAGUUUGUAUUAUUCAAUGUUUUUGCGUUUUAUAUCUUUACAAAUUGUGUGUAUAGUCAUAUUCCCAGCGAUGCAGUUAUUGACAUUGCAUGAAAGAAUCUUGACAAAUAGAGUAUGUCUAUUGUAACGUCUUGUGAUUCCAACAAAAAUGACAAUUCUGUAUUUUGUGAUACUAAUAUGCAUAAAUAAUGACUUACAAAUUGCUUUGUUUUUACAAAAAAAAAACGCAUUUAGGAAUUCAAUAGAUAGUGCCAAAAUGAAAUGGUAACUCAUUCAUGGCCAAGUAUUGUAUAUUAGGUGUCGGUUUUCGCGCCUGUUGUACAUUUUUAUUUCUACUUAAAGACCAAAAAAACCACCGUACGGUUGCUUCACGGAUGACUGAAUGUGGGCGGAGCUUAUCCAUGGUCAAUGUUAUUUACCUGGAAUUUUUCUGGCUAAGAGAUCGGUUGUUGUGUAUAUUUUUAUGAUAUACACAGGAAAUUUCUCAGGUUAUUACAAAUUAUGCUUAGUGUCUUGAUUUGUGCAACAAAAAAAAUAAUUAAAAUUUCUACCUACAUGCAUACCACAUUUCUAUUUCCCGUAAACCUUCAAACUUGGUCAUAUUUAUGUAUUGCAAAUGACAGGUUUAGCCCAUUUCUAAACAUUUGCUUUUUAAAACUUCGAAUUAAAUUGUUAUAUAUCGUAUAUAGAUAAUUUCCGAAAUAUAAUAUUACCCGGCGUUUCCAGGCACUUCCUGGUGUCCCGGGAGUUCGCGGUGUCGUGGGUGUAGUAGGUAAAAUAUCCAUGUUUCGAGAGAAUGAAUAAAUCCAAGUAGAUCUGUGUACAUGUACAACCAAAUGAAGAAUGGUCAAGAUACCCCUCCAUAUGGGCCGUCUGUAGGGUUUCUGUAGCUGUAGUGUUUGCGUAAUGGUGGUAUCCCAAGCAGAAGCUGACACGAAGUAUCCCCCUUCGUCUCUCUCUCUCUCUCUCUGUCUCUCUCUCUCUCUCUCUCUCUCUCUCUCUCUCUCUCUCUCUCUCUCUCUAGGGUUUCUGUGGACGUAGUGUUUGUGUAACGAUGGCAUCCCAAACAGAAGAUGACACGAAGUCUACACCCCCUCCUCUCUCUCUCUCUUUAGGGUUUCUGUGGACGUAGUGUUUGUGUAACGAUGGUAUCCCAAACAGAAGCUGACACAUAGCUAGUCUACCCCCCUUUCUCUCUCUCUCCCUUACUCUCAAUCAUUGACUGAAUGAGUAAUUAUUGUCCUAUGUAUGCAACACUAUUGCCAUGCCAUAUUAUUUCAUCUAUAUUAUUGCUACAUCUCUCUCUCCCUCUUUAUAAACAUAAAACCGUGAUAAAUUAUAAAUAGCUCAAUAACUCUCUCUCUCUCUCUCUCUCUCUCUCUCUCUCUCUCUCUCUCUCUAUAAAGCCGUGAUAAAUUAUAAAUAGAAAUAUCUCAAUAACUUAUUUAUGCUUUUUUUACUGUUGUUUGAUUUCUGAUUGUGUAAUUUAUAAUCCAUGUGGUAUCUCAAACAGAAGCAUUUUUAAAACUACUGUAACAGUUUUACUCAUGGGCAAUAUAACCAUUAUACAUGUUGAUGUGCUGCGCCAAUAAAGAAUUGUUCAUGUUUUUAUAAAUAUAAAGCCACAAUAAAUCAUUAAUAGAAAAU
Molecule: messenger RNA, 4548 nt
Organism: Ostrea edulis (European flat oyster)
Lineage: Eukaryota; Metazoa; Mollusca; Bivalvia; Ostreida; Ostreidae
Product: toll-like receptor 8
Exons: 2
Coding region: 269-2713 (814 amino acids)
Biological process (GO): toll-like receptor signaling pathway; immune response
Cellular component (GO): membrane
Molecular function (GO): protein binding; transmembrane signaling receptor activity
Source: RefSeq, a predicted model, not a curated record